Molecule: messenger RNA, 1509 nt
Organism: Exophiala aquamarina CBS 119918
Lineage: Eukaryota; Fungi; Ascomycota; Eurotiomycetes; Chaetothyriales; Herpotrichiellaceae
Exons: 12
Coding region: 1-1509 (502 amino acids)
Biological process (GO): transmembrane transport
Cellular component (GO): membrane
Molecular function (GO): transmembrane transporter activity
Source: RefSeq, a predicted model, not a curated record
AUGUCACAAAGUCGCGAAAACCCUCUGCAAAUCCCCACUGUUGGGAAAACUGGGGCUCAGGUGCCGGUGUGCAUGGAAACGAAGCGGACUGCCUCGAGCUUGAAGGAUCCAGAGUUUCCAGCGCAACAUGAAGCUAAGCGAACCUGGAGGUCAUACAUCUGGUCCACGCUCGAUUGUCCAAAAGAAGAGGCUCGCUUCCUCAAUAAGCUCGACCUGACACUCUUAUCAGCCGCAUUCCUAGGGGUUAUCUGCCGCUACCUUGAUCAAGUCAACAUCAACAAUGCUUUUAACAGUGGUAUGAAGGAGGAUCUCUCGCUUUAUGGAAAGGAGCUCAACUACGCCAACGCGAUCUGGAGUGCGGCAUAUGUGUUCGGGCAGAUCCCCUCGAACCUGCUACUUACUCGGGUGAACGUUCCACUUUAUAUAGCAUUUCUCGAGCUAUCAUGGACAGUCUUCACCUUUGCCCAUGCUGGUGUUCAAAAUGUUCAGCAACUCUACGUUUUCCGCUUCUUCGUCGGAAUCUUCGAGGCAGGCCACUAUCCAGCGGUCAUGUACGUGUGCGCAAGUUACUACAAGCCUCAUGAGCUGGCGCGACGUGCCACGAUAAUUGCGAUUGCUACAGAGAUCGGGCCCCUGUUUUCUGGUUUCCUAAUGGCUGCGAUAUAUUCAGGACUUAAUGGAUCCGGCGGCCUCGCUGGUUGGCGGUGGAUGUAUAUUAUUUGUGGCUGCAUCUCUGUCCCUAGUGCUAUGUGGACCGCACUUGCCAUUCCUCAACUCCCUGCUCGAGCGAAGCCUAAUUGGUGGGUCUCUUCAGAAAUUGAGCUGGCACGCGCAAGAAUGCCUACGGAAACACGACCAUUCACUGGAUUCUAUAGGUGGGAAGAUGUGAAACGCUGGCAUAUGACGUGGCAUGCUUUUCUUUUGAUCUUCUGGGUUAAGAGCUAUAAUACUGAAGGACAGCCGCCCGUCUUUUCAGUGGCUGAGAUCAAUAUUAUCCCACUCGGCAUUAAUAUAAUAAAAAUCUUUGGCACCGCCGUCAACGCGUGGAUUUCGGAUAGUUUGCCUGGGUCGCUUCGGUGGCCUGGUAUGCUGUUUGUUAGUGCGAUGGCCAUCAUCUUUCCAACAGCGCUUGCCGCCACACCUGUUCACCCAACCGAUAGGGGACAACGUUGGGUACUCUAUUACCUUACUGCUCUUACCGGAGUAGCUGCGGGCAUAACUUGGACCUGGGUAAACGAGGUGAACAGACUUAAUCCCGAGAAGCGAGCAUAUGUCGGUGCACUGAUGAAUGCCUUUGGCUACAUCUUUAUUGCCUGGGUUCCUAUCUUUACCUUCCCCGCAAAUAAACAGCCAUACAUCGUCGUUGGUAACUACAUCACUGCCGGUUUCGGCGUGGCGGCAGCGGCAAUUGUUCUCAUUAUGCGACAUUUGCAUAAUAGGGACUUGGCGAGGCAGAAGCGGGAGGUCGUGCCACCGAACACAGCCGAAUAUGGUGAUUCGGUUGCUUAG